GAUAGAGAGAGAGAGAGAGAGAGAGAGAGAGAGAGAGAGGAGGAGAGGAAGAGACUGUGUGUAAAUUGGCUUAUAUGAAACUUCAUGGAGUUGAUGUAGAAAGGUGCAAUCCUCAUUCUCCCCUCUUCACACUACUCACCCAUUCUCUUAUAUAAAUUCCUUAUUUUCCCCCUUCUGCCGGGGCAACUUCAACCAGCAGUGAGAUAUAGACAUUUAGAGAGAGAGAGAGAUAAGAAUUGGGGUAGAGAGAGAGAAGAAAAAAUGGAGAAUUGAACAUGUUCUCGCUUCAUAACCAGACUAGAGAUGUGUAGUUUUUGGCAGAGGAUGGACAACGAUCAAGGCGACCUCUCCGACAUCGUUCGAGCGAGCGGCGGAGGCCCAGAGCCCACCUUUGAAUGGCAUUUCCCGACUAAUUCGACUAGUUUUCCAGCGAUCUCAGAGGACUUUGGUGACCCCUUCUCGGUUUUCCGGCAUCCGGAGAUCAAUUUUCCUUCAAAUUCUUCCGCCACCAUGACGAAACCAUCAAUAGGAGGGGAGAGGGAAAGAGAACCUAUGUUAAAUGAAGCUGGUUUAAUGGUUGGUGAGGAGAUGAGGCCAUGUGAGCUUCUCUCUAGAAUGCUUCAAAUAUCAACACCAAAGUCAAAAGCAUCACCAGUGUGUGGCCUCAUCAAUUCUUCUUCUUCCUCUUCUACUUCUUGUUCUACUUCAUCAUCAUCAGUUUCUCCUAGGAUUGUUAAGACUCCGAUUGUUGGUGCAAGUGAUAAUAGUGUUAAGACUCAGCUAGUUGUGGGUUCAGUGGGGUGUCAGUCUGAGAGCAAUGGCUUGCAGAUUUCUUCUCCUAGGAACUCGGGGAUCAAGAGAAGGAAGAGUCAAACUAAGAAGGUGGUGUGCAUUCCUGCACCUUCAGCUGCCACUAACAGGCAAAGUGGUGAGGUUGUUCCCUCAGACCUUUGGGCAUGGAGAAAGUAUGGACAAAAACCCAUCAAAGGUUCCCCUUAUCCAAGGGGUUACUAUAGAUGCAGCAGCUCGAAAGGUUGCUCAGCUCGAAAGCAAGUAGAACGUAGUCGUAACGAUCCCAACAUGCUCGUUAUCACCUACACAUCUGAACACAACCAUCCAUGGCCAACACAGAGAAACGCUCUCGCUGGGUCAACAAGGUCCCAGCCAAUGAAGGCAAAUUCUUUGAAGAAUUCCCCAUCGACCCAACAAAACCCUAACCUUAAUUCUGCACUCUCCAUCAAGCAAGAGAUUAAGGACACCGAUAAUUCCACCAUCACCAAUACAAGGAGUAGCGAUAACUAUACCAACAAUGAUGUUGAUAGUAGUAUAUCCAUUAAGGAUGAUAUAAUGGGCGCAGAGAGAGAAGUGAUCAUGGAGGAUCGAGGCUUCAAUCCAGGGUUUCCGGUUUAUAGGCCGGUUCCAACUGACCAGAACCAUUCAGAUGAUUUCUUUGCAGAUUUGGGAGAGUUAGAGCCAGACCCUCUUAACCUCAUGUUCAACCAAGGGUUCAAUGAAGAUAAGAGUGAUGAAGAUGGUGAGAACAAGGAAGUGGAGCCAUUUAGCCUAUUUGACUGGUCUGAAAACUCAUUUGGAGAUUCUAGGAGGGGUUUAUAAUAAGACCUUGGAGAGGCCAAUGUCUUGGACGUUGGUGCAACUUCAAAUUCAAGGUCUUGGUAUAAACCCCAUUCCCAUCUCUUUGCAAGAGUUUGAAUCAGAAGAAGAAGAAGAAGAAGAAGAUGAAGAAGCAUUGAUUCUCUCUCUUUCUCUCUCUCUGUCUUCUUUCUCUAUGUUUAUGUCUUAUCUAUUUAUUUAUGUAUCUUGUUUUUGUAAGUGUUGAAUGAGUAAAGACUAAAGAGGCCUUCUAAGGGAUGGGACAGAGAAGCUUGAGGAACAUAAGCUCUCAACUGUUUGAGAAGUACAAAUUUGAGAUAUGACUGAAUAGCUUUAUUGAAGAGGUGGAUUGUCUUAACCUUUCUCCUUCUUUCCUUCACUUCUUUCUUAUCUUCCA
Messenger RNA from Amborella trichopoda, 2008 nucleotides. RefSeq names its product putative WRKY transcription factor 14. Gene Ontology annotation, biological process: regulation of DNA-templated transcription. Gene Ontology annotation, cellular component: nucleus. The record is from RefSeq and is a predicted model, not a curated record. Gene Ontology annotation, molecular function: transcription cis-regulatory region binding; DNA-binding transcription factor activity. NCBI's taxonomy places the organism in Eukaryota, Viridiplantae, Streptophyta, Magnoliopsida, Amborellales, Amborellaceae.